AUGUGGACUCUGACUCCCAGUUUAACUGUGUCCUAUGAAGCCAAGAUUGCAUUUCUGUCCCUUUCAAUUCUCGAGUUCGCAGUGGGGAUUCUAACCAAUGCAUUCAUUUUCUUGGUAAAUUUUUGGGAUGUGGUAAAGAGGCAGCCAUUGAGCAACUCUGACCUUGUGCUGCUGUGCCUUAGCUUCAUACGGAUUUUCCUGCAUGGGCUGUUGUUUCUGGAUGCCAUCCAUCUCAUCUACUUCCAGAAGAUGAAAGAUCCACUGAGCCACAACUACCAAGCCAUCAUCAUACUCUGGAUGACUGUAAACCAAAUCAGCCUCUGGCUCACCACCUGUCUCAGCCUACUCUACUGCGCCAAGAUUGUUCGUUUCUCUCACACCUUCUUGCUCUGUGUGGCAAGCUGGAUCUCUAGGAAGCUCCCCCAGAUGCUCCUGGGUGCCAUUCUUUUCUCCUGCAUCUGCACUGUUGUUUGUCUGUGGGACUUUUUUAGUAGAUCUCGCUUUGCAUUCACAGCUGUGUUAUCCAGGAACGAUACAGAAUUCAAUAUACAAAUUACAAAGCUCAGUUUCUUUUAUUCAUUUCUCCUCUGCAAUGUGGGGUCUAUCCCCCCUUUCCUAUUGUUUCUGAUUUCUUCUGGACUGCUGAUUGUCUCCCUGGGAAGUCACAUGAGGACAAUGAAGGCCCAAACCAGAGGCUCUCAGGACCCCAGCCUGGAGGCCCACAUCAAAGCCCUCGUAAUUCUGGUCUCUUUCCUCUGUUUCUCUGUGGUGUCAUUCUCUGCAGCUCUCGUAUCUGUUCCAUUACUGAUGCUGUGGCAGAACAAGUUUGGGGUGAUGGUCUGCAUUGGGAUGAUGGCAGUCUGUCCCUCUGCACAUGCAGCUGUCCUGAUCUCAGGCAAUGCCAAGUUGAGGAGGGCAAUGGAUAUCAUUCUAAGCUGGGUUCAUAGAGGGCUAAAGGUAAGGACAGACAGGAAGGCAGAUGCCAGUACUGAGGACAGACCUGAAAUGCACUUUCAUGAAUAUGUCUCUGACUCCUCAAGAAUAUACCUGUGA
This is a messenger RNA of Octodon degus (degu), 1053 nucleotides long. RefSeq names its product taste 2 receptor member 38 (gene Tas2r38). Gene Ontology annotation, biological process: sensory perception of taste; G protein-coupled receptor signaling pathway; detection of chemical stimulus involved in sensory perception of bitter taste. Gene Ontology annotation, cellular component: membrane. Lineage: Eukaryota; Metazoa; Chordata; Mammalia; Rodentia; Octodontidae. The transcript has a single exon. Bases 1 to 1053 code for a protein of 350 amino acids. The record is from RefSeq and is a predicted model, not a curated record. Gene Ontology annotation, molecular function: G protein-coupled receptor activity; bitter taste receptor activity.